UUUAUCCAUUCUACCAAGUUCAAGUAAUAUUUCUAUAUAACUACACAUAUCUUAUAAAAUGCAAUCAAAAGAAUUGAAUAUCGUAUAAGUCAGAAAUUUGUACAAACGAGAUAAACACACGUAUAUUUCGAUUUGCUGUAUAACCUUUGAAAAUUUAUAAAGAACAAUUUUUAAUGAUCGUUAAUAUGCGACGUUUCAUCGAAAAAUUAUUACAUCAAAUAAAUUUGUAUUUACCGUAUAGCAAACCGUCGAUCGUAGAAUCUUUAUAGGUAUGCCCUUUCAUUUGUCCGAAUUUCCUUUACCGCGAAAUUUAUUCUUAUGUUAUUUUCAACAUGUUUCUUAUUAUAAACAUUAUAUCGAUAAAUCCAUUAAGUUCUUAUACAUUAUCGAUAUUGUGAAAACAGAAUGUGUAUUUACAAAUAAGAUUUAAAAGAAAGAAUAAUAUAACUGAAUAUAAGAAUAUUUGCCGCUAGAGAGCGCUGGAGAGUCAUUAGACAUCUGUGGAUCAUGGAGGAAUGGCGGAAAUCACAGAGAUUAGGUUAGAAUUUCAAUAUUCUUCGUGCGAUUUAGAUCUGUAAGUACAAUAAAAAUUUAUCGAUGUGUAAGUCUCGUAUAAAAUGAUUGUGUUUAGUGCCGUGUAUAUGUGAAAUAUAUAAUAAUAAAAAUGAAAGGGAUUACUAAGUUAUUUCAUGUCUCGUCGAAACAAUGUUUAAAUAAAUAUGUACGACUAUGGAAGAUCGUCAAUACUCAUAACAUUUAUACUUAUCGUAAACUAAGUACUACUGCAUCUAACGUCGAUAACUUUAGUGAUAAUAAAAAAGAAAAAAUAAAAUAUUUACCCAAAGAUGGGUUAUCUCUUCGAGACUUUUUGAUAGAAACCAAUGAACAGAGCGACAAUGUUUCUGAUAUUCCUACCGUAGAAAAUAUUCCAUACAUUCAGAAUAUACAUGGCCAAAAUCAGAAAGUCUUUUUUGAAAUUCACGGUUGUGCAAUGAAUGUCAACGAUACAGAGGUAAUAUGGUCUAUAUUAAAAAAUCAUGGUUAUCAACUUACAAAUGAUAUCAAAAAUGCUGAUAUUGUGCUAUUAGUUACUUGCGCUAUUAGAGAUGGCGCGGAACAAAAAAUAUGGAAUAAGUUAUUUCAUUUAAGUCAUAUGAAACAAAAAAGAAAAGGAAAAAUUCCUUUAAAAAUUGGAUUAUUAGGAUGUAUGGCCGAACGUUUAAAACAUAAAAUAUUGGAUAAAGAACAUACGGUAGAUGUGAUUGCUGGUCCGGAUAGUUACAAAGAUUUACCAAGACUUUUAGCACAAACUGACAAAGAAACUGCUAUUAACGUUUUACUAUCGCUCGAUGAGACGUAUGCAGAUAUCUUGCCUGUUAGACUUGAUUCAAAUUCUGUCAGUGCGUUUGUUUCCAUUAUGCGAGGAUGUGACAAUAUGUGUACAUAUUGUAUAGUACCGUUUACAAGGGGAAGGGAAAGAUCAAGACCGAUUGAUAGUAUUGUUAAUGAAAUUCGGCAUUUAUCGGACGAGGGUAUAAAGGAAGUUAUUCUUUUAGGACAGAAUGUAAAUAGUUACAGAGAUUUGUCACAGUCAGAUUUUUAUACAUCUUCAAAUACGGAAACUAAUCUUGCUAAAGGAUUUAAAACAGUAUAUAAAAAUAAAAAGGGUGGAUUAAGAUUCAGUGACUUGUUAGAUAAGAUAUCGCUAAUUAAUCCAGAAAUGAGAAUAAGAUUUACGUCACCGCAUCCAAAAGAUUUUCCCGACGAAGUACUCGAAUUAAUAGCAGAAAGGCCAAAUAUUUCUAAGCAGAUUCAUUUACCUGCUCAAAGUGGUAAUUCCGCUGUGUUAGAAAGAAUGAGACGUGGAUAUACAAGGGAGGCAUAUAUAGAUCUUGUACAUCGUAUACGUGAUAUUCUUCCGGAAGUCGCUUUAUCCAGUGAUUUUAUUGCUGGUUUUUGUGGGGAGACUGAGGAAGAAUUUCAGGAUACCUUAUCAUUGAUCAAAUUAGUCAAAUAUAAUACUGCCUUUCUAUUUGCAUAUAGUAUGAGAGAGAAAACGACAGCAUAUCGUCGAUACAAAGAUGACGUCGAAGCAAACGUUAAAGCAGAUAGACUCCAAAGAAUGAUAGCAUUGUACAGAAAAGAGGCAGAAAAGUUAAAUAGUACAUAUAUAGGUCAAAAACAGCUUGUACUCGUGGAAGGUGUGAGUAGGAAGUGUGAUCAGAAAUUUCAAGGAAGAAAUGAUAAAAAUACAAGAGUUUUACUUCCUUGUGCCACUAUACCUAUCAGUGAGCAUUCAACUACCACAAGAAAAAUACAAGCUGGUGAUUACGUAGUCGUGAAAAUUUACAAAUCUAAUUCAAUGACGUUAAUGGGAGAUCCUCUUUAUCACUCUUCCAUCUCUGACUUCACUUCUGAUACUGAAAGAAUAAAGCAUCAGUAUACUCUUUAAUGUGUAACAGUAGACACAUUGUACCAAUUAUUAGGAGCAUAAAAAAUAUAAUGUCAUGAUAUAAAA
Molecule: messenger RNA, 2518 nt
Organism: Vespula vulgaris
Lineage: Eukaryota; Metazoa; Arthropoda; Insecta; Hymenoptera; Vespidae
Product: CDK5RAP1-like protein
Exons: 7
Coding region: 665-2452 (595 amino acids)
Biological process (GO): negative regulation of cyclin-dependent protein serine/threonine kinase activity; tRNA modification
Cellular component (GO): cytosol; mitochondrion
Molecular function (GO): 4 iron, 4 sulfur cluster binding; tRNA-2-methylthio-N(6)-dimethylallyladenosine(37) synthase activity
Source: RefSeq, a predicted model, not a curated record